CACCUCGCCAGACUCCAUAUCAAGGAAGCCAUCUCUCCCCUCUCUUCCCCUUGUCGACUUCUCUCUUCAAAGCUUUGCCAUGGCGGUGCCUCAACACCACCUUCAACUAAGCUACCAAUCUCAGCAGCAGCAACAACAAACCAGAAACUUCAGAAAUUUUUACACUACCGACGGUCAGAUUUCGCCGCUGAUUACCGGUUACAUCCCAGCUAAUUUUCCGGAUCAGUCUCAGCAUCCUCCCUACGUACCUGCCUCUCAUGUGGCAGGGUUUGCACCUAGUCCCGUCCCUGUGACCGAUGUUAGUGAUGUAGGAGCUGAUUUACAAUGGAAUUUUGUUAUGGAACCCAAGAAUAAGCAAUUGAAGGAACAUGACUUUUUGGAAAACAAUUCACAGAUAUCAUCUGAUGAUUUCCUGCAAGCUCAAUCAGGGUCAAAAGGUAUAGGUCUGUCUCUUGACAAUACACGUGUGGCAACCUCAGGUGACGCGACUUUGCUGUCACUCAUUGGUGAUAACAUCGAUCUUGAGUUACAGCGACAGGAUGCAGAGAUUGAUAGAUUCCUCGAAGUACAGGGGGACAGGCUACGCCAAGCUAUCUUGGAUAAGGUUCAGGCUAGCCAACUUCAAAUUGUGUCAUAUGUGGAAAAGUCAAUUCUUCAAAAGCUCCGUGAAAAAGAAGCAGAGGUGGAGAGCAUUAACAAGAAGAAUUUGGAACUUGAAGAGCGAAUAGAACGAGUGUCCAUGGAAGCUAGUGCUUGGCAACAGCGAGCCAGAUACAAUGAGAACAUGAUUAGUGCACUCAAGUUUAAUCUUCAGCAAGUCUAUGCCCAAAAUCAGGAUAGUAAAGAAGGAUGUGGUGAUAGUGAGGUGGAUGAUUCAGCUUCAUGCUGCAAUGGCCGUACCCUUGAUUUCCAUCUGCUCUCCAGGGAGCACCAUAAUGACAUGAAAGAGUUGAUGACUUGCAGAAUAUGUAGAGUGAAGGAAGUCUGCAUGCUUUUGUUACCUUGUAAGCAUCUCUGCCUCUGUAAAGAUUGUGAAAGUAAGCGUAGCUUUUGUCCUGUGUGUCAGUCCUCUAAGUACAUUGGCAUAGAAGUAUAUGUGUAAUGGGAUAUAUGUAAAAGCUUUAAUACUAUACUGAUCUUGGCAUCUUGCAUGCAUUUAGCAUAUAACCCGUCACAGCACCAUCACCCCCGAUGUUCUAAGGGGUUGGGCUGUAACGUUACUAGAUUGGGUUGCAUUGCGGGCCGGUUCAGCCCAAACAGCCAAGUAACUGCGUGUCUCCAUUUGAGCCCAAUAAUAUAGGGGCCGUA
Molecule: messenger RNA, 1308 nt
Organism: Tripterygium wilfordii
Lineage: Eukaryota; Viridiplantae; Streptophyta; Magnoliopsida; Celastrales; Celastraceae
Product: probable BOI-related E3 ubiquitin-protein ligase 2
Exons: 4
Coding region: 80-1102 (340 amino acids)
Molecular function (GO): ubiquitin-protein transferase activity
Source: RefSeq, a predicted model, not a curated record